Molecule: messenger RNA, 846 nt
Organism: Sclerotinia borealis F-4128
Lineage: Eukaryota; Fungi; Ascomycota; Leotiomycetes; Helotiales; Sclerotiniaceae
Source: the annotation of a GenBank genome assembly
AUGUUUACCAAAUUCCCGCUUCUCCUCAAUGCAGCUCAAGUUCAGCUGCCCCGCACCGAUCAAUUUGAAGCCCUCUGCAAUGUCUUGGUAUAUGAUCUUCGUCAGUUCUGCAUUAUGAAGCUUCAGUUUGUCCUUUUUGCUGGUGCCGUUGCUCUUAGCAACGCCUCUCCUCAUCCCACACCAGUGGAAGUUCGUCAUUUCUACAAGCCGGAUCUUCCAGAUAGAGGCUACGGCUGCAAUUGCACCGAUACUACCCCGGGGCCACUCCCCUCCUCCGCUCCGUACCUUUGCCUCGACUGGAGGCUCGGGCCAAAAGUGCUCCCGAGAUAUCUUCCUCUCUCUAGCGAGCUAUCAUCUUACAAUAGAUUCGGUGGAGUUUCGCCGGGAGAGUUUCUGGCAAAGUGGUGGAAUACCACCAGUCAAUCAUAUAUAUACCCUGGGACAGUGACCAACGGGUUUUCCACCGACAUCAAUGGGAAUCCUAUCAAUGGUACCAUGAUCCUCCCAGCUGGUACACUCUUGGAUAGAUUUGGGGGUGAAAAAACUGGCACGUAUCUAUCUUCUGCCGAUACGCCGUAUUCCCAGCGAUCUCUCCCGCCUUCAAAUCUCAACGAUAACUCUUAUUACCCGGGGUUUCCCUAUGCAUAUCACGUCUACCGAGUCAUGCAGGACUUAGAAGUCGUCGGUGGACCAAUAGCACCUUGGUUUGGGCAGCCGGGACUUGGAACACAAUUCUUUACAGGAAGUGAUAAACCUGUGGAGUGGCUGAUUGCCAAUAAGUUCUUAGAAAGAGUCGAUCUUUCUAUUUUGAUCACCAACAGAGAACAGAAGGGUUGUGGUUACUGA